AUGCGUGCCAACGUGUCAUUGCAUCACGUCAAUAAUCCUGCGGGGAUGAAGUUUUUUGAAUUUUCAGCCGAGAUCCGACUUAAUAUCUACUCGGAACUCCUCGUUCUCGACGAAACGAUAGUCUUUGUGGCUGAUUAUGGCCCGUCGUCACCACCUCUCUGUCGAUCCAAAAGGGAUGGACUUUGUCCUGCUCUUCUCCGUGUUAGCAGGCAAGUGCAUCGCGAGGCCAUCCCACUACUCUAUUCGAAUAAUCGCUUCCGAUUCCCUCAAGUAAUCACCAACUCAUGUCGCACGGAUAGCGCUCACAUCGCACCAUUCCUAGGCCAAAUCGGGUCUCAAGCAAGCCUUAUUCAACAUAUCUGUAUUACUUUCCUUAGCUUUGAACAUCCCCAGCCUAGUACUGCUCGCAUUCACGAAGAGCAUGUUGAAAACCUAGAGCUCAUUCGAGACACAUGUACAAGUAUAAAGACUCUCGAGCUCCUGGUUCCGCCCGAUCAACGCAGCUACGCGCUCAGUAUUUCGCAAAUUGCAACUGAGGCGAUAGACUUACUCGACACGCAUUUCAGGGCUAUCGCUUCCUUGAAAGAGAUCAAUAUCAACUUCGAAGUGUAUCCCGGAGAGGAUCUAGACAAUGAUAUAACGAAGAAGCUGCGCGACUACGGAUGGGCGGUCACCACCACAAAGCUCCCGAAGAAGAUCUGGAUCUCCAAUGAUGAUCGAGUUGAAUUUGAUAAUGAGGAGGAGGAUUGCAUUGCGUAUGAUAAUGAACAGUUUCUUCUCGACCUGAAGAGAGAAAAGGAAGAGGAGGAAGAACCAUGGAGGGAGGAAUAUUACCGGAGGAGACGCGAUCCCUAUUGGAAGAAUGAUUCGGACUACGAUUGA
Messenger RNA from Lindgomyces ingoldianus, 882 nucleotides. RefSeq lists its product as uncharacterized. The coding region runs from base 1 to 882 and encodes 293 amino acids. NCBI's taxonomy places the organism in Eukaryota, Fungi, Ascomycota, Dothideomycetes, Pleosporales, Lindgomycetaceae. The transcript is spliced from 2 exons. The record is from RefSeq and is a predicted model, not a curated record.